Molecule: messenger RNA, 5275 nt
Organism: Anoplopoma fimbria (sablefish)
Lineage: Eukaryota; Metazoa; Chordata; Actinopteri; Perciformes; Anoplopomatidae
Gene: foxo1a
Product: forkhead box O1 a
Exons: 3
Coding region: 218-2221 (667 amino acids)
Biological process (GO): regulation of transcription by RNA polymerase II
Cellular component (GO): nucleus
Molecular function (GO): DNA-binding transcription factor activity, RNA polymerase II-specific; RNA polymerase II cis-regulatory region sequence-specific DNA binding
Source: RefSeq, a predicted model, not a curated record
UUUUUUUUUUAGAAACAUACUUUUUCUUUACUGUUAACACAGAUUUUUUUUGUCUUACCGGCUUGGGAUGUGACUUUUCGGUGUAGACUUUGCGCCCAGGCGGAGCACAGCAUUCAUCUUAUUCGCACAUAUUAAAAGGCGAAGUUGAGACUUUUGCAGGACAGUUUCGUCACUCUUACAUGACAUAGUAACACUUGGCUCCCGUCACCUCUCGACCAUGGCGGAAGCGGCCCAGCAGCCACACCUGGUGGAAAUCGACCCGGAUUUCGAGCCCCUAUCGCGGCCCCGGUCAUGCACUUGGCCUUUGCCCCGACCGGAGUUCAUCAACCCGGGCGACUCCAACACAUCCUCCCCGGUGCCGUCCGUGAAGCAGGAGCCCGCCGGCAACGAGUUCAUCAACAACCUCAGCCUGCUGGAGGAGACUGAGGACUUCGUGGAGCAGAAGCCCGGCAUCCUGUGUGCUGACUUCCAGUGCCAGGAGAACUGCGUCCACCAGCAGCCUCCACAGCAGCAACAUCAGCAUCAGCAGCAACAUCAGCAUCACCCGAACCCACAACUCCCGCAUCAGCAGCAGCAGCAGCAGCAGGUGUCUCUGCUCUCCUCCCCGGUGGGCUCGUCCUCCUCCUCCUCGGCCGCAGCUGCCGCCGCCGCUGCCCAGAGGAAGAGCAGCUCCUCCCGGCGAAACGCAUGGGGGAAUAUGUCAUAUGCUGACCUCAUAACCAAAGCUAUCGAAAGUUCUCCCGAGAACCGACUAACUCUGUCUCAGAUUUACGACUGGAUGGUGAAGAGUGUGCCUUAUUUCAAGGACAAAGGUGACAGCAACAGCUCUGCAGGCUGGAAGAACUCCAUUAGACACAACCUGUCGCUGCACAGCCGCUUUAUUCGCGUCCAGAAUGAGGGCACAGGGAAGAGCUCGUGGUGGAUGCUAAACCCGGAGGGAGGGAAGAGCGGCAAGUCCCCGCGACGCAGGGCCGCCUCCAUGGACAACAACAGCAAGUUCACCAAGAGCAGAGGAAGAGCAGCUAAGAAAAAGCUGUCCCUGCAGGGCGGCCCUGACGGAGGCGCAGACAGCCCAGGCUCCUACUCCAAGUGGCCUGGCAGCCCCAACUCCCACAGCAACGACGACUUUGAUGCAUGGAACAGCUUCAGGCCUCGGACCAGCUCCAACGCCAGCACUCUGAGCGGCCGCCUCUCACCCUUCAUGCCCGAGGACGACCUCGGGGAGGCAGACGUGCAUAUGGGCUACCCGGGAGCCCCCGGGGCCAAGAUGACAGCCACCCUGCCCAGUCUCACAGAGAUGACGGGCUCUCUGGGACACAGUUCUGAGAAUGUCAUGGAAAACCUUCUGGACAACCUGAACCUUCUCUCGCCCAACAACUCUCAGGUUGGAGGAGGGGCGACGACCCCUGGCUCGUCCCAGUCCUCCCCCUCUCCGAUGAUGCAGCCCAGCCAAGGGUACCCCGCUUACAGCUCCCCCAGCAUGGGGGCGCAGCCUCAGCAGGAGUACCGCAAGUGUGUGUAUGGCCAAGCAGGAAUGAACACCCUGUCGUCCAUGUCUCUGCAGACACUGCCAGAGAGCAAGCCCAGCUUCGGGCCCAGUAUGGGCCAGUACAGCUGCCCUGCGGGGCUUCUGAAGGAGCUGCUGACGUCAGAUACAGACCAGCACGGUGACCUCAUGCCGUCAGUGGACACUGUGGUGUCUCAGUCCAGCGGAGGCUGCAUGCUGCCGCCGUACAGCAGCAACCAGCAUGCAGCCAAACUCAUGGGUGGAGGGAAUGGUCACCCGCACGGUCUCGCUCACAAUCACCCCCGCAAUGUGCACAGCCAAGCCCCGGCCUCGUCACCGUCCAUGAAUGGCCGCUUGCUCAUGUCUCUGAACCACAGUGGGGGCACCACGCGUUUGCCUGCAGCCAAGGGCCCUAUGCAGAUGCCUUAUGGCCUCUCCAGCCACCUGAGUGUGGGAGGCAUGCCUGGUGGCUUCUGCCCUCUCAACACCAACGGAUACGGCCGACCAGGCCUGCCGCAGCCCUUGCACCCGGAGAAGCUGCCUAGCGACUUGGACGACAUGUCCAUCGAGAAGUUUGAGUUUGACAUGGAGACGGUUCUCCACGACACUCUGAUGGACGGUGACUCCCUGGACUUCAACUUUGAGCCAAUGGUGACCCAACAAGGUUUCCCCCACGGAGUGAAGACCACCACACACAGCUGGGUGUCAGGGUAGAAACUGUAGUGCGGCACAAUCGGAACUCAUGUGUAUCAUCGUGUAUCUUAGGAUGUUGAAUCCUCAACCCAACUUCACCGGCAGUCUCUGUACCAUCAACAUUUCUGUUUCAAAAAUACUUUUCAGAUCACUUCAUCAGACUGAGGCUUGUCGUGAACAGCUGAGGACACAUCUCCAUUAGAGCCCCUGAACUGGUGGAGAUGAAAUCUGAAUUAUUUUUGAAAUAUCAAAUAAUUUGUACAAACGAAGUGCCAAGCAAUUUGCCUUAACAUAAGAGCCAAACUGAAACACACCUCUCUGGUUUACUCACCAAGGUUGCAGCGUCUGUGAUUUUUGCAAGUGACACUGCCAACUACAUCUCAUCAUCAGCAGCAGCAGAACAAUCUGAAGUGCACAAACUGAUACCAAGAUGUUUACUGUGUGUCCACAAUCAACCUUUUUGUAUGUACAGUGUGGUGAUAAUUGAUUACCACUAUGGAAGAAUUAUGAAGGUAAUCUGGCUCAUGGGUUUGUUGACUGACAUGAUGUAAAGUGAGAGACUUCUCAAGGGAUCCUCGGAUGAUGUUACAUAAUAACUCACUUUGUCAUUGCCUGAAUGUACAUAGCGUCAUCAUACAGUUUGUAAAAUCGGGCCUCUUAGUGUAUUUCCUAAGGCUGUAAAUAGUGUUUACAGAACGGAAUCAAAAGUCGAGGCAGCAGAGGUGAGCCCACGUUGAAAACUGGAUCAGAUUAUUUUAAACACACAGCGAGUGGACAGAUCUGUGCUUGAUGAAUUCUUCUCAAAUAGGCUGUAAAACGGUAACACACUUUCUGAUUUCUUGUACAUACAUUAAGAAUGUAUAUUAAGAUGAUGUAGUAGAUGUUUACUGGAUUUAGUAUAUAUUUGAGACCUAAAUUAUUUGUGGUUAAUAUAGAUUUAUUCUAGUGCGUAACCUGCACUCAGAUAUCAGAAUUGUUCUGAGUCAUUCGUCACUCUGAACCUUAAUACCACAGGGGCCUAUUUAUUGUGCCUAACAAAGUAGAUGCAGGCCUGAAGGGUUUUAUAUUGUAAAUGUCUGAGGUCCAGAAGAUACUCAAAUCCAGCAGUCUUGAAGAAAAGUACAGUGAAUUCUUGAGUUUCAGUUCCCUGCUUUCACUUUUUUUUUAAGUAAAGAAGUAACGAGUGACUGUAGAUUGUUGUUGUUAGGGUUUCAUGAACGCUUCGCAGCUAUGUUAUUGUUAAGAGGUCAAGGCAGGUUGGUGGAUAAAAGAUAUUCUCACUGCCGCUGUUGUUGUCACAUCGGGGCUGAGUCGCCAGGGAUGGUCAUUAAAGACACUGUGAGUAUUUAAGCAGCCUGUCCCCUGUAUAGUUUCAGAACUUAAAAAAAAAGAAUCUUCUUUGUUUCAAACUGUUAGUGUGACUGAUUAAACUUAGUACAGUAUGAUACAUUUUUGUCCAAAAAGAGCCGUCUGAUGCUAUCGGUAGGAUCAGCUUUUCUGCUUUUAACGAGACUCCACAUUCACUCUGCUCCUUCUACCUCUACCCGUCUCCGAGUCAGAUAUUCAAUUACAUAAAGUUAACAUGUGAAUAUAUAGCUCCAAUGAUCUUCUUAAUAACAAGUCUAUUUUAAUUUGCCCCUGAAAAGCGCCACUAAGUGUUAAGUAUUUUAUCUAGCAUGUAUAUUUGCAAUUUCUGUCUUGCUUUUCCCACUUAUCACUGUACUAACAAUGAGCUUGUCGGCUUGUCAGUGACUUAUAAUGCAGAGUCACAAAUAGUGUACAAGUUUGUUGUUACGUUUGUGAAGAUGGUGUCUGUGAACACGACUGCUUCUAAUGAAGGCGGCUGGUUCGGUGGCUGAAAGGCUGGGUGGUUUAGAGAUAACAAACUAAACCUGCCAGUCUACCUUAAUGUUGAUUGCAUUAUUUAUCCAGAAUCCACAUAUAUCAGCAUGAGUCUGAUCAUGUGUUGUCAAGGGCUCUGAGUAUGCAGGUUUUCAUUUAAGUCCUACUGCUAAUGAGUUCACUCUAACCAGAGGGGAAGGCUCUUUAAAUUAGUUUGGGUGUUUGGUGGAAAUGAAAACUUGCAAACUCCAGAUCAGUAACGGCACAUGAUCUGACACCGCCCAUGUUUUUUUGUUUUUUUAAAGCCAUGUAGUGGGGCAGGUUUAAGAGGAGUACAAUGACAUUUUUAACAUUUCAAAAGGCCGUUAAAGAAGCUGCUGUUUGGCUUUGGUGCCAGGUGUUGCCUUUUCUUACCCAAAUAUGCCAUAGUGUACUAUAGCCAAAUUUGCCUUUUGAAGUAAAAGUGAUAUAUUUAGCAUUUUUAUCAUGUGAUAUGUUCAGAAUAAAAUAUAUUUGUGCCGGUCACUCAAGUCAGGAUAAACUGUAAUGAAUCCAUGUAGUCAGUGUCACAGGAUUCACUCUAAACGUAAAAAGAGCUGUACUAAGUAAAUUAUAUCUCUACAUUUUUAAAUGAUUGAAUCUAUGCAUUGUAUUCCUUAAUUUGAUGUUGCUUUUUUUUUUCUUUUUCUUUGAACUUAUGACAGAGAUAUUUUAUUGUAACAUAGCGCUGUGAGAUAUUAUGGUGUUUGUUGUUGUCAAAACUCUAUGUUCCAGAUAGUUAUAUGGGAUAAAAAUGAAGUUUAUUUAGAAAAUAGAUGAUGCAGUGAUUAAUAUGCUAAGCUUUUGUUAACUGACAAUGUUGUGUUUCUUGUAUUUAGCUACAGUUUUUAGAAAAUAGCAUCAAAAAGCAAAUUACUGAAAAAAAUGUAAAGAUAUAUUGAAUUUUUGAAAUGGAAAACGAAAUAUUUAAUCCGUCAGAGAAGUCAGAUUCUGGACCAAUUUUUGUAAUUUUAUGAGUAGAAAGAUAUUGCACUUUUACUUACAUGUUAUGACAAAGUGCUCCUCGCAACAAGAGGAAGAGUUUCCAUUACAUAUUUUAAAAUAAAAUUCUGUUACAUUGAAUUUAUAUACAGGAAUACAUUUUAAUUGUGCUGUGUGAUUUGCAAUCAAUAUGAAUAUGUAGCUUGUUCAAUAUUAAUGUAUUAAGAUCUGAAUAAAUGUUUUUCUGUGUUA